CACGCUCUCUCCUCUGUUCUCCUCCGCUCAUCUCGAGCGCGGGCUUUUAGCUGCUCGUCGUCGCCCGCCUCGUCUUGUCCUUAUCCCCCGGUCGACGUCUUCCAUCUGAGAGCAGCGGACAUGCGGUCCCUGCUAACGGGCGCGCUCAGCGCGGCCCUCGGCCUCCUCGUCGCCGCCUCUCCCUAUCGCGAGGAACUCGAGAAAUACAACAUCAACACCAACAAGGAUGCCACGGACCCACUCGACUACAGCACCGACAAGCUCGACUCGUACAUGCCAUCGCCAGACAACUGGCGCGCACUCCCCGUGUACACCAUCCUCAUGGACAAGUACGCGGACGGCGAUCCCACGAACAACGAUUUUUUCGGCACUCCGUACGAGCAGGACUAUCGGGAAACGCAAAUGCGCUACGGAGGCGACCUCAAGGGCCUCGUCUCCAAGCUGGACUACCUACAGGGCAUGGGCAUCCGUGUUAUAUUCAUCUCGGGUACUCCCUUCCUCAACAUGAUAUGGCAGGCGGACAGUUACUCGCCGCUCGAUAUGUCCGUUCUUGACCCUCACUGGGGCACCAUCGACGAUUGGGUGGACACCAUCAAGGAGAUCCAUAACCGCGGGAUGUACUUCAUGGCCGAUUUGACGGUCGGUACCAUGAGUGAUCUGAUUGGCUUCAAGGGCUACCUCAACGUGUCAGCUCCCUUCAUGACCUCCGAGCACGACUACGUGUACAAGCACCCUCCUCGUAUGCCCUGGGGCUUCGACGAGUAUGCCGACUUCACGCCAAGCAACGACUGGAACUCCUCAUGUGUGCUCCCCCGCUUCUGGGGCGACGACGGCGAGCGCGACCAGGUCGAAAACCCGGCGAACGGCUGCAAGGCCUCCGAGUUUGACCAGUACGGAGACCUCGAGGCUUUCGGUGUGCACCCCGAGUACAAGCGUCAGCUGACGAAGUUCUCGUCCGUGCAAGACCGUCUGCGCGAAUGGCAGCCGCACGUCCUCGCGAAGCUCAAGGUCUUCGCGUGCAUGGUCGUGACCCGCCUCGAUAUCGACGCGAUUCGUAUCGAUAAGUCGACGCAGGUGUCCGUGGACGCGCUCGCAGAGUGGUCGGCCAGCUUGCGCAAGUGCGCCAACGACCUCGGGAAGGACAACUUCUUCAUCCCCGGUGAAGUUACUGGUGGUGAUCACUUUGGCUCGAUCUACAUUGGUCGAGGCCGUGCCCCAGAAAACUACCCGGAGGACUUCGCUACGGCUGUGAAUGCGACGCUGGAUGAUAGCCAGUACUUCCUCCGCGACGCCCCGCUGAACGCGCUCGAUGGUGUCGCUUUCCACUACUCGACCCAUCGUGCCAUCACGCGCUUCAUGGGCCUCGAUGGUCAGCUCACGGCUGCGUACGACACCGAUGUCAACUUCGCAAACCAGUGGAACGAGCUCAUGGUCCACAACGACUUUUUGAACCCCGCCACCGGUGACCUCGACCCGCGUCACUUAUAUGGCACGUCCAACUUCGAUAUCUUCCGCUGGCAGGCGCUACAGAACGGUACUCAGCGUGCUGUGCUCGCGUCCUUCAUCACGUCCAUGAUCAUGCCCGGAACGCCUCUGUACUUCUUCGGAGAGGAACAGAACUUCUACAUCCACGACAACACGGCGUCCAACUAUCUCUUCGGCCGUCAGGGUAUGAUGGGGAACGUUGCUUGGAAGAACCACGGGUGCUACCACCUUGGCUUCGACCAGUACUAUGUCGCGAACAUCGAGAAGGCCUACCUCGGCUGUUAUGAUGACUGGAACGCGCUGGACCACUUCGACCCCACGGCGAACACCCGUCGUAUGUUCGCGCACUUCAACUACCUCCGCACUGUCUACGGUGUCGUCCAGGACGGGUUCAGUCUCACCCAGACCGGCAACUGGACCUAUUUCAUCCAGAUGCCGUACUCGGGCGACAUUCAGACGGAGAAGGGUCUCUGGGCGGUCAAGCGCGACAAGCUCGAGCACCACAACACCGUCGAUGGGCGCUACAACGACCCCGUGUGGCUCUUCUACACCAACGAGAACACGACGCAGACCUACGACUUCAAGUGCGGCAGCAAGAAGCAGAUUCUCUCGCCUUUCCAGAGCAACGUCAAGCUGCGGAACCUGUUCGCCCCGUAUGAGACGUACGACCUCGAGGAGUCUGACCAGCCGUACUAUUACGACGGCAAGGACCCGUACUUCGGCUGUCUCGGGUCGAUCACCUUCGAGCCCUACGGCUUCAAGGCCCUCGUCCCCGACGACCAGUGGGUGGCGCCGCUGCCGGCGAUGACGAAGUUCACGCCCGGUCACGACCAUCGCAUCACGAGCCAGGGCGGCAAGGACGACGUCGACGUCUCUAUCGAGUUCAACACGGAGAUGGACUGCGACAGUGUGACGGACUCGAUCACGCUGACGAUGUCCUCGUCGGGCGGAGGUGACGCGCCGUCGAUCUCGAACGUCAACUGCGGCGGCGUGGACAACCCGGACCCGGUCAUCAUCCCCGGUGACGAUACCAGCGCGUGGGCGUGGUCGGCGACCCUCAGCGGUAUGCCCGAUGGUGUUCUCCGCAUUGAGGUCAAGGACCCCUCGUCUAACGGCGGUGACGGUACCAACGCGACCGACCACCUUCUGCUGCGCAAGGGCACGGAGGACAACGUGAUGGUCUUCCCGUACAACGACUACAACAACUCCGCCUUUGUCAAGUCUGGCGACGAUCUCGUCUUCAACCAUCGCGCGUACGGUGCCGACAAGUUCCGCUACUCGUGGAACUUCGGCCAGAACUGGACCGAGUGGAAGGACUUCGAGCAGCAGACGAAGGUGAACACGACGUUGUUCGACGACGAGGACAACUUCUGGGACGGCUACCAUAUCAUGGUGCAGUACUGGAGCGAGCUCACGAUGUCGACGUCGCACGUCACCCAUGCGGACUACAACUACGAUGACCACCCGCGCCGCGUUCCGCGCUUCCUUGCGCGAGGCGAGUUCAACAACUUCGGCUUCGACAAGGCCGUGGAGUCCGAGUUCAAGCUGAACGACGAGGGUUUAUGGCAGCUCGAUCUUUCCGCUGUCUGGCCGACCUGGAUUCAGCUUAACGUCUUCGACUAUAACGACUACUGGUACGGCGACGUCGACAACGACGGUAUUCUCGACCGUCUGCCGCCCAACACUGCCGCGCCCAGUCAGCUUAACAUCUCCGCGCCGCCUGGCAAGCACUUGUCCUUCCGUAUCACCGUUGACGACAGCACCAUGCGCUGGUACCUCGAGCCCCGUGGUCAGGCGUCCGUCGGCAUCAUCACGUACGCGCUGCUCCUCUCCAUCCCCUUCAUCACUGCCCUCGCGUCCGUCCUUAUCUUCAUGCGCUCGUUCUACGGCAUCAAGCACAACCGCUACGGUGUGCAGCCGUCGAACAAGGGCAAGUACUUCCCGAUCAUGGACCUCUUCGGCAAGUCCAAGAGCGACCUGCACGACCCCGAGGGCGCGGGCGGUCUCUUUGGUGGCCACAAGAAGUACCACGGCGACAUCAUAGGCUGGCCCGAAGACAAGAACAAGCGCCGCAAGGUCCUCAUCGCCACCCUGGAGUACGAGAUCAUCGAUUGGAAACUCAAGGUCAAGAUUGGUGGUCUCGGUGUCAUGGCCAGUCUGAUGGGGAAGGCGAUGUCCGACGUCGAUCUCGUCUGGGUCGUAGCGAAGGUCAAGGACCUCGAGUACCCUCCUGGCGAUCCCGCCGAGCCUAUUGAGGUCAUCAUCUUCGGGCAGGCGUACCAGGUCGAGGUCGAGACGCACGUAGUAGACAACAUCACCUACGUGAUCCUCGACAGCCCCGUCUUCCGCGCGCAGAGCAAGGCCGACCCGUACCCGCAGCGCAUGGACGACUUGAGUUCCGCCAUCUUCUACUCGACUUGGAAUCAGGCCAUCGCGGCGACCAUCCGGCGCUAUCCCGACAUUGACAUCUACCAUAUAAACGACUACCACGGCGCUCUUGCUCCCAUUUACCUGCUCCCGAAGGUCAUCCCCGUCUGCUUGUCGCUUCACAAUGCCGAGUUCCAGGGCUUGUGGCCUCUGCGCACGAAGGAGGAGAUGAAGGAGGUCUGCUCGGCGUUCAACAUCAGCAAGGCGCACUGCACCAAAUACGUCCAGUUCGGCAACACGUUUAACUUGCUGCACGCCGCUGCCUCCUUCAUCAGUGUUCAUCAAAAGUCUGUCGGUGUCGCCGGUGUCUCUGACAAGUACGGCAAGCGCUCUUGGGCUCGUUAUCCUGCGCUUUGGGCUCUCAAGCAUGUCGACUCGCUCCCGAACCCCGAUCCCACGGAUAUCGAGGCCCUCGACGAGAACCCGACGGAGGUCCGCAAGAUCCAGAUCGACCAGGAGGCCGAAGCGAAGCGUCCGGAGAACAAAAGGCAGGCGCAGGAAUGGGCUGGCAUCAAGCAGGACCCGAACGCGAACCUGUUCGUCUUCGUCGGUCGUUGGUCCAAGCAGAAGGGUGUUGAUCUUAUCGCGGAUGUCAUGACUGGCCUACUCGAGAAACAACCGUCUAUUCAACUCAUUUGUGUCGGUCCCGUCAUCGAUCUUUACGGUCGCUUCGCUGCGGAAAAGCUCGCGCGAUUAAUGGAGCUUUACCCCGACAGGGUGUACUCGAAGCCGGAGUUCACUGCUCUUCCGCCUUACUUGUUCAGUGGUGCCGACUUUGCCCUCAUUCCGUCUCGUGAUGAGCCAUUCGGUCUCGUCGCCGUCGAGUUCGGUCGCAAGGGUGCCCUCGGUGUUGGCAGUCGUCUCGGUGGUCUCGGUCUCAUGCCUGGUUGGUGGUUCCCUGUUGAAUCCAGCUCGACGGCGCACAUGAUCUCGCAGUUCACCAAGACGAUCAAGAUGGCGUUGAAGUCGACUGAAGAGGAACGUGCUAUCCUGCGCGCGCGCUCGGCUGUCCAACGUUUCCCCGUCGUCGAAUGGCGUCAACGCAUGGAAGACUUCCACAAGCGCAGUAUCACGACAAGCAGGACUCUGGCCGAGAGCGAUGCAUGGCGCCCGAGCGACGGCGGCGAGCACACUACCUUCGGCGCCAUCCCGGAGAACGAGGACUGGAACCCGGAAGCCCUUGCACCACCACAGCAACCCAACUGGGGCAGGAACAGCAUGUCAAGUAUCGGUGGCAACAGCUACAUGAGCCCCGUCACUCCUGGCACUCCGCAGACUCCUCUGUCCUCGGACGGCGAUAGCGGUGUCGGAAACGAUUACCUGUCUGCGCGUCCCCAGAUCAUGGAACCCAACAACCGCGACUCUGUUUCUGAGGACGGCAGAUUGUACGAACCCGGCUCUAGCGACUUCCAAAACUUCCUGUCUCGUGCCAACAAAGCCAUCGCCCACAAUCAGCGCGGUGCUCCGGAUCCAUUCCUCGACGGUGCUGCGCCUGCCCGGCCCUUCACGAUGUACUCCCGCGUGUCCUCUGCAGAGUCUAUUGCCUCCAUCGUCGACGAGAAGGCCGACUCUCCUCUCAACAAGGCCAUUGCUUCGUUCACGGAUGCGGACGGUGCCGUCGCGGCGGAGUUCGUUCAGAAGCUGCGCGACUUGAACCCCAAGAACUCGGAGCAUGAGCUGUCCAUUGAGAAGUACCUCAUGAAGAGCGAGGAGGCCUUCUUUGAGAAGGUUCGCAAGGACAAGCUGAGCACUGCGGCCAGUCUUCGCUCGCAUAAGCACGACGGCGCUUCGACAAUGCACUCUCGCCCCAGUUCAGUCUACACAGCUUCUGAGAUGGGUCAACGGAGCAGCGUCGCGCUUUCAAGAUACUCUUCAUCCGCGGACGACGCACCACUGGCCGACGAACCGGACAUCGUGCCCAUGAACCGUACCCAGAUCUUCAUGUCGAGGGAGCUCGGCGGCUGGCCAUUGUAUACCAUCUUGAUGGCCCUCGCUCAAAUGCUCAGCGCAACCAGUUUCCAGAUCGGCUUGCUCAGCGGCACGAACAGGCAGAACGACACUCAGUUCUACAUCAUCGGUGGUGUCUUCCUCGCCGCGUCGGCGGUGUGGUACCCGAUGUUCCGUCUCAAGCCCUCCGUGUACAUUCUAUCCAUCCCUUGGAUCUUCUUCGGCAUCGCGUUCUUCCUCAUCGGCUUGCCGUAUGCCAUCUCGGCCUUGGACGACGCGCGCGAGGGCAUCACCAACGGUGCAACCUGGGCCUACGCUAUCGCGUCCGCGGGCUCCUUCGCGUUCUUCGGUCUCAACUUCGGUGAGGAGGCCGGCGCAGCGACGGAGGUGUGGAUGCUUCGUGCGUGUAUUGUGCAGGGCUCUCAGCAAAUCUGGGUCGCCGCGCUCUGGUACUGGGGGCACAACCUCGCUGGCAAGGACGACGCAUACCGCGCACCUUGGUGGGUUGCAUGCAUAGCGUUCCCGCUGGCUGCGAUGAGCUUCCUGUUCUUCUGGUUGCUCUACCACGGCCUACCAGAGUACUACCGCCAGAAGCCACCUCAGGUGCCGCAGUUCCUCAAGACGAUGUUCCGCCGUCACUUGGUGCUUUGGUUCUUGGCUUCAGAGAUCCUGCGCGACUACUGGCUCAGUGUUCCUUACGGACGCAACUGGACAUACUUGUGGUCUGUACCGAUUCCGGUCUGGCAAACGGUCGUCCUCGUCAUCGUGUUCUUCGUCUUCGUAUGGGCCCUCCUCAUGUUCGUUCUCACCCACUUCGCCAAGACGCACACUUGGCUGUUGCCCGUCUUCGCUGUCGGUCUCGGCGCCCCUAGGUGGUGUCAGAUGCUGUGGGGAACGUCGUCCGUGGGUCUCUACUUGCCAUGGGCAGGCGACGCCGGCUACCAUCUCGGCAUCUCGUUGUGGUUGUGGCUCGGUGUUUUGGAUGCCGUCCAGGGUGUUGGCUUGGGUAUGAUCCUGCUCCAGACGCUCUCGCGUUUGCACGUCUGCGCUACGCUUGCAUUCUCGCAAGUCAUUGGCUCGAUCGUUGUGAUGAUCGCUCGCGCGACCGCACCACCAUCUACUGGCGCGACCGGCGUCUUCCCUGAUGUCGCUAAGUGGGAACCGAGCGAAGGUGUUACUGGGAGCCCUAUCGCGUCGCCGUUGUUCUGGAUAGCCCUAAUCUGCCAGCUCAUCAUCGUCGCGGGGUACUUCUGGUUCUACCGCAAGGAGCAGCUCUCCAAGCCAUAGUUGGGAGCGUACGACUAUCAUCAUUGUCCGUAACUUAUUCCCCAGUCUCUCGACCUCUGACCUCGUCGCAUCUCAUCGCAUGCCGUACGUUACUCAAAGAAAUGAUCACUAGAGCAGUGUAUUCACCCAGUCGUUACACGUGGACUUAAUUAAGGCGCUAUAUCGUAUAUAUUAGAGCGGUUUGGAAAAAGACCUGUCGAUGCUUCCUGGAAAUCUGUAUCUAGAUGGAUUCAAGCACUGCUGACGAGAGCUUGCUGCUAUAUUAUACCCCAUUGCGGACAAUGGGCUCGGCGCUCUUCACUUCAAUCCUGCGUCGGUGUUAGGGAUGCGAUAUACCAGAAAUCCUAAUCUGAAGUCGACAACUUUCCCUUCACUCAAAACUAGAACAGCGG
Messenger RNA from Schizophyllum commune H4-8, 7538 nucleotides. Its product is annotated as glycoside hydrolase family 13 and glycosyltransferase family 5 protein. NCBI's taxonomy places the organism in Eukaryota, Fungi, Basidiomycota, Agaricomycetes, Agaricales, Schizophyllaceae. Gene Ontology annotation, cellular component: fungal-type cell wall. Gene Ontology annotation, biological process: fungal-type cell wall (1->3)-alpha-glucan biosynthetic process. The transcript is spliced from 18 exons. Gene Ontology annotation, molecular function: alpha-1,3-glucan synthase activity. The record is from RefSeq and is a predicted model, not a curated record. Bases 121 to 7146 code for a protein of 2341 amino acids.